Messenger RNA from Candidula unifasciata, 563 nucleotides. NCBI's taxonomy places the organism in Eukaryota, Metazoa, Mollusca, Gastropoda, Stylommatophora, Geomitridae. The record is from the annotation of a GenBank genome assembly.
AUGAAAGUGUCUGCUCAAGAAAUUAUGACCAUGGGCUGUUUGAGUAGCAGUCGCUUAACGUCGAGAAAAAGGAUACUGUUAAAAGUUGUUUCUGACGUUAUAUGUGUACUACUGGUUUCCGCGGGCAUUAUUGCUAUACAGUUUGGAUCAAAGCCAUACAAGCGAGGCUUUUUUUGCGAUGAUGAAAGCAUCACACAUCCAUUUUUGGAAGAUACAAUAUCAGUGUCCUUGGCAGCUUGCAUAGGAAUAUUUCUGCCUUUGGUUGUGAUAAUUCUUCUAGAAUUCUUGUUACGGAAGAAAGGUCGAGGGUAUACAGUUUCAAUCAACAAAACUGUUGGGAAAGCAUCUUGGAUAUACGGUACCUACAACACCAUUAUCGUAUUUGUCUUUGGAGUUGCUGUGACACAGUUUCUCACAGAAGUUGGGAAGAAUUCUAUUGGCCGUUUGCGACCUCAUUUUCUUACGCUGUGCAAUCCAGAUUGGAAAAAAGUGAACUGCAGCACUGGCUACAUCACAGAUGACGUUUGCACAUCCACGGACACAGGCAUGAUGAAUGAAGCCAG